AUGGAUCUACAGCAACAUAUAAAACAUUAUCUUGAUAACAAUGAAUUUGCGAAAUGGAAUCUCUUAGGACUUUUACAAUAUUUGGCGACUAUUAUUAUAUAUACAAAUGAAGAUGUAGAUGAUAUUAUUUUAGUAUUCAAAGAUCAAUUGAAACUGCUAAGUGGACUUCAAAAUCUAACAAA
Molecule: messenger RNA, 182 nt
Organism: Entrophospora sp. SA101
Lineage: Eukaryota; Fungi; Glomeromycota; Glomeromycetes; Entrophosporales; Entrophosporaceae
Source: the annotation of a GenBank genome assembly